AGGACAAAAGAGGAAAGGCAUCCGGAGGGGUCACGUUUGGAAACGCGCGCUCACGGCAUAUCCACUCCGCACACACCUGUCUGCAUGCUCUUUGAAAUGAACUGUUGGCUGCGGUCGGUGGCUUCUCGCGGUGACGAUACACACUGGUCACAGAGACGCAGGUGUGGACAGUUUGUCUGAUCAUGAAGGACCGGACUCAUGAACUUAGACAUGGAAAAGACCUUGAAGAGGAGGAUGAGGUGGUUGCAGACAUGAGGAAGGGAUUCAUGGAUGACUUCUUUGAGCAGGUGGAGCAGAUCCGAGGCUGCAUCGGCUCUCUGUCUGAGAAGGUGGAGGAGGUGAAGAGGAACCACAGUGCUAUCCUCACCACAGCCCACCCUGAUGAGAAGACGAAGGCGGAGCUUGAGAAGCUGAUGAUUGACAUUAAGAAGCUGGCCAAUAAGGUUCGCUCCCAGCUGAAGAGUGAGUACGUCAUCAGUACGUACGUAUGUAUUCAGCAAACUAUUGAGCUGGAAGAAGGUCUGAACAUAUCAUCAGCAGACCUGAGGAUUCGCAAAACACAGCAGGCCACUCUGUCCCGUAGGUUUGUGGAGGUGAUGUCUGAGUACAAUGCCACACAGUCCGACUACCGCGAGCGCUGCAAGCACCACAUCCAGCGACAACUGGAGAUCACUGGUAGGAACACAACAAAUGACGAGCUGGAGAUCAUGUUGGAGAGCGACAACCCUGCCAUAUUCACAACAGGGAUCAUCAUGGACUCCAAUGUCACACAGCAGGCUGUGGAUGAGAUUGAGACUCGACACACAGAGAUCAUCAAGCUGGAGAACUGCAUCAGAGAACUACACGACAUGUUUAUGGACAUGGCCAUGUUAGUAGAAAGCCAGGGGGAGCUGGUGAACAACAUAGAGAAGAACGUGUGCAGUGCUCAGGAGUACGUGGAGAAGGCUAAGGAGGACACCAAGCAGGCAGUGCUCAUACGGAAGGGCGGACGCAGGAAGCUGCUGCUCAUUGGAGGAUGUGUUGCUGUCACUCUGAGUGUUCUCAUCAUUGGAUUGGCUAUAGGCCUCAGUUAGACCCACCCCCAUGUGACCUGCCCCUCCUAGGCUCCACCCUCUGGUGGUUAGGGCUGAUUUGAGCUGCGCAGUCGAGACAGGUGCUGAAGUCUCAGACACUAAGACACUAAGCUACAGACACUAAGGCACAACUACAGACACAGCUACAGACACAGCUACAGACACUAAGGCACAGCUACAGACACUAAGACACAGCUACAGACACAGCUACAGACACUAAGGCACAGCUACAGACACAGCUACAGACACUAAGGCACAGCUACAGACACUAAGGCACAGCUACAGACACAGCUACAGACACUAAGGCACAGCUACAGACACAGCUACAGACACUAAGGCACAGCUACAGACACAGCUACAGACACUAAGGCACAGCUACAGACACUAAGGCACAGCUACAGACACAGCUACAGACACUAAGGCACAGCUAUAGACACUAAGGCACAACUACAGACACUGUCCAGGUGCUGAAGUCGCGGGUGCAAAGGUGAACUUGCAGAUGUGCUGUCUAAAGAGCUGAAGUCCUUGCCAUGAGGCACAGGUGCGUUGCCAUGAGACACAUGUGCGUUGUCUGAGGCUGUACAGGUGGCAGGUACAGCUGCUGUGAGCCAUCCAGUCACCUUGAGCUGCUAGGACUCACCAGACAUACCACCGCUACGUCAUAUGCUGUAUAUCAUAUACUCACCAGACAUACCACCGCUACGUCAUAUGCUGUAUAUCAUAUACAUCACUACGUCAUAUGCUGUAUAUCAUAUACUCACCAGACAUACCACCGCUACGUCAUAUGCUGUAUAUCAUAUGUAGACAUGUAUUGAAAAUGUGUGCUCAUGGCACUUUUCCAGUGCUGCAAGAAUGCAACAGAGGAGCCAGCUGGCACCAAAGAGACGGCGCACACUACACACACACAUCAUUUGCUGUGUAUAGAGCUGAGGACACACACACGCACACACACACACAUCCUUUGCUGUGUAUAGAGCUGAGGACACACACACGCA
Messenger RNA from Alosa sapidissima (American shad), 2068 nucleotides. RefSeq names its product syntaxin 1A (brain) (gene stx1a). Lineage: Eukaryota; Metazoa; Chordata; Actinopteri; Clupeiformes; Clupeidae. Gene Ontology annotation, cellular component: plasma membrane; presynaptic active zone membrane; SNARE complex. The transcript has 10 exons. Bases 183 to 1073 code for a protein of 296 amino acids. The record is from RefSeq and is a predicted model, not a curated record. Gene Ontology annotation, biological process: exocytosis; synaptic vesicle fusion to presynaptic active zone membrane; intracellular protein transport. Gene Ontology annotation, molecular function: SNAP receptor activity; SNARE binding.